Molecule: messenger RNA, 1019 nt
Organism: Daldinia caldariorum
Lineage: Eukaryota; Fungi; Ascomycota; Sordariomycetes; Xylariales; Hypoxylaceae
Product: alpha/beta-hydrolase
Exons: 3
Coding region: 54-845 (263 amino acids)
Source: RefSeq, a predicted model, not a curated record
CUAAAACAGAUGUCCGAAACCUAAACGGUAAAUUCGUCCUAUAACUUACAACAAUGUCCAAGCCUACUAUAUUAAUCGUCGGUGGCUCGUUCGCGCCGGCCGAAGUAUACGAUGAUAUCGUCGACGCCGUUCAAGCAAAGGGUUAUGAUAUAAAAGCCCUGCAUCACCCGAGCGUCGCCUUUAGGGGCGGGCCAAGACCAGAAAAGCUGCCGACCAUGUAUGACGAUGCUGCUCUCGUUGCUAACGAGAUAUCCAAACUCGCGGACGAGGGGAAAGAAGUUGUCCUAGUCUCUCACUCUUACGGAGGUGUUCCAGCCUCCGAGAGCACCAAGGGACUCACGAAGAAAGAGAGACAGAGUCAAGGGAAACCGGGCGGAGUCAUCAGGCUUGCAUACAUGACCGCCUUAGUACCGCCUGUGGGACGCUCUGCUCAGAGUCUUUUAGCAGAAUUACCACCCGCAAACCACAUCGAGUAUAAGACUGAUGAACAAGGCUGGAUGGACUAUGUCGACAUAAGUGCGGCAGCCCCAUUGAUAAUCUCAGACCUUCCCGACGUGAAGGAAAGAGAAGCUCUAGUCGCAAGACUCCAGACUCACUCGUCUGCCAGCUUUGCCACCGAAUUGACUCAUGCAGGCUACAAGGACGUGCCGGUAUCGUACUUAUUGUGCGAAGAAGACGCCCUUCUUCUGCCGAAGUACCAGAGAGAGUGGAUCGAGUUCAUCGAAAAGGAGACCGGGAAUAAAGUCGACGUCACGUCUCUACAAGCUGGCCAUUGUCCUAAUUUCACCAAACCACAGGAAACCAUCGACUGGAUUGUGAAUGUGGCGGAAAAGGGGGGGAACUAGAGGUAUACAUACACGCGCAUUAAACCGACUUAGACUAUUAGUUUCCUUGCCGUAUUGAUUUGAUACCUAGCAUAAAGUAACUCUAUUACAUAUUGACAAUUAAAUACAUUAGGUACAUAAUUCUUUGUAUAAUUAUUUCCAUCCCUAUCAUCGUUUGAGUUAUGAAUUAAGAAG